CAUAACUGAAAAGUAACCGUUAAUGUAGAACUCUCGCGAGAGUUCUUUUACUGCGGUUGCAUUCCGUUAUUUUGAAAUUAAGAGAAGACCAGCUGGGUCUGCGAGAUCUGUGUUGUUUUGUAUUCGGUAUGUGUAGACACUAAUAUUAGCAUAUCCUUUUGAGAGCCCUUUUAACACCGCCUAAUAAAGACAUCCAUUAUGACGAGCAAGCGCCAGCUCCCCCCGGACACCUUUAGCCGCACACCGUUAGCAACAGGUGCUGAGUUUAGCACAACAAGCGGAUUCGUAUGGGUGAAGCACACUACUGCGGCCGCAGAGGAAAUGACAGUUCCCCGCUGCUUCCAAGCAGAAUCGGCUCUAAUUGCCAAAUCAUCUCCUCAUGACGCCGGCCACUUAAGCUUCAGCCUCUCUGUAGGUCCUGGGACCAGCAGCCAUGAGACUUGCAGGAUUUACAAAAGCAUGUGCAGAUCUGAAUGAUGACUACGGGUUACCCGCCCCAACCAUAUAUAAGCCAAAUCUCACCCUGUUAACACUGCUUAUAUAUCCUUAAAGCUGCCAUGGUGCCGCUCAGCCACUCUGCAGAGUUUAGCGAGCAGCAGAGAAGAUAUAAAACCACACAGAGAACAAAAACAAGACAGAGUCUGAUUUGAUCCGCUCCAGCUGUCAGCGCACACUUUUAUGAGAAGAUGAACUCUUUCCGACUCCUCUUCCUCAUCUUCAUGGUGAAAACGGCAUGUGUAUGUUCAGCUGAGCCCGGAUGUGAGGACUUUGACGAGGAAGAGUACAACGUUCUUGAAGGGGAGGCAUUUUAUUUUGUGCCAUACGUUGUGGACAUCCCUGACAUCCCUGAUGAUAACAUCACAUGGUACAAAAAAAAUAACCAAACUGAGAAUAUCACCACUGAUGAGAACAAGAAUGUACAUUACAACGGUGGAGCACUCUUCUUCUUAAACCUCCACACUGAGGACUCAGGCUUUUACACUGCCCGGCAUAAACUACCAUCAGGAAAGUGUUACAACUAUUAUUUAAAACUUGAAGUCUUCAAAGCAAGCCCGACGACAAUAGAGAAACUCCUCUAUGGAGAAAUCGAAGAGUCCAAUGAAAGCAAAAAGGUCCCAUGUCCAAUUCCUGUCGAAAAAACAUGUAAAAUGUUGGGAGGAAAUCUAAGCUGGAACAAGGAUGGCAAACCCGCCGAAGGUUGCCAUAAACCUUACCCGUGGAUUUCUAAUGCCUGCAAAGACAUCGAGGGCAUCUACACUUGCAUUUGUACCUGGACACACAACAACAAGCAGUACAAGUCUUCAGGCUCCAGGAGGGUGAAACAUGAAGAGAUUUCUUCCACAGGUGAUCUAAAAAUCAUGGCUCCGAUAGACAAGGAGCAGCCCGCUGAGGAAGGAGUUGAACUCAAGCUGGUGUGCAGAGUUUCCUGUGGGAUUAACGUGAAAGACCACUGCAAAGCUUACUGGAACCUCACUUACAGGAAGAUCGGAUACAAUCAAACUAUGGAGACACACAAUGAGGAAAACACAAUGGAAACCAUCUCCACUGCAACCCUGACUAUUGAAAAAGUGUCUGCAAAAGAUUUCCAGAGCCAGUUUGAAUGCCUCGGGAAGGGAUUCUUUGAAGUGAUAAAUACCACUAUAACUCUAAAGCGGAAAGAGUCAAUAAUCCCACUGGUUACUGGAGCAGUGUGUGCGCUGUUAUUCUGUGUUUUCGCCAUCAUGCUGGUUAAGUGCUUUGCCAUCGACCUUGUUCUCUUCUUCAGACGCUUCUUCCCACUCAGCAGUUACAGUAAAGAUGCGAGGGUGUAUGAUGCCUAUGUGAUCUACCAAAUGCAGAGUGAGGACAAGGUCACUGAGGACACACUCUGUCAGUUUGUCACAAAUAUUCUGCCCUCUGUCCUCGAGGACAAAUGUGGAUAUCGACUCUUCAUCCAUGGGAGGGAUGACAUACCCGGGGAAGACCGUCUGGAGCUGGUGGAGGGCCGCAUGAAGCAGAGCAGGAGGCUGAUGGUCAUCCUCACCCCGGGUUCAGGACCAGAGUCAGAGAGCACGGACCAACUCCCUGCCUCGAUUCAUGACUCUGUGAUAGGAGGGUUUGACUGGCAGGUGGGGAUCCACCAUGCGCUGUUUCAGAGUGAAAUGAGUGUGAUUCUGAUCCAGCUGGGAGACACUGGGCCACAAGGAUACACACACCUUCCUGCUGGCAUGCAGCACCUGAUUGGCAAGAGCCCCCCCAUUAGGUGGCCGGAGGGCUCGCUGGGCGCCGCCGCCUGGAACUCGCGCUUCUGGAAAAGGGUGCGAUACCUGAUGCCUGCCACACCCGCCAAAAAGUAUCCACCGUCUGCUAUUGUUUGAAACUCUUGGAAUGACCAAAAAUAUUAUUUACAUUGUUAUUAUUAUUAUUAUUAUUAUUAUUAUUAUUAUUAUUAUUAUUAUUAUUAUGUGUAAUGUGGAUCUGAUUUCAGAGAGAAUAUCCAAUUAUCAGACAUCCAACUACUGCAACCAUCCAAUCCCAUCCUGAUGUUCACAUUCAAUGCAAAAGCUUUUCAACCAUCAAUCAAAUUAAAUA
Messenger RNA from Centropristis striata (black sea bass), 2571 nucleotides. It is a transcript of the gene il1rl1, whose product is annotated as interleukin 1 receptor-like 1. Gene Ontology annotation, molecular function: interleukin-1 receptor activity. Gene Ontology annotation, biological process: signal transduction. The record is from RefSeq and is a predicted model, not a curated record. NCBI's taxonomy places the organism in Eukaryota, Metazoa, Chordata, Actinopteri, Perciformes, Serranidae. Bases 687 to 2357 code for a protein of 556 amino acids. The transcript has 15 exons.